AUGGUUCGCCUCGACCACGCGCUGCGUGCCUGGGCCACCGCUUCCAGCGAGCACAGCGUGCCGCUCAAGCAGGCGCAGCAGCGCAUCCGAAGGGGCGAGGUCAGCGUGGACGGAACCGUGGUCACCGAGCCGCGGCACCAGGUCGUGCCUGGCGUGGAGUCGAUCGCGUGCGACGGCUCUCCCGUGCCCGCGGGCGAGCACAGCUUCUGCCUCAUGCACAAGCCGCCCGGCUACAUCUGCCAGCGCCACCCGCGAGACCCGUCGGUGUACGACCUCGUGCCGGAGCACCUGCGCCGUCCCGACCUCGCCGCGUGCGGGCGGCUCGACCGCGACACGACGGGGAUGCUGCUGUUUGCGACGGACGGGGGCGUGCAGAGCCUGCUGCUGCACCCCACCUCGCGCGCCGUCCUGCAAGAGGACUGCUCGGCGCUCCGUCCGGGCGCGCAGGCCGCGUUCGAGGCGGGCAUGCAGCUCGCGGACGGGUUGCAGUGUGCUCCUGCCGGGCUCGAGGCCGUGGGCGCAAGCACAGUGCGCGUGCGCGUGCACGAGGGCCACUUCCACCAGGCGGAGAGAUUCUUGUCCGGGCGCUGCACCGGGACGCGUUUGGAGCGCCGUCUGAUGGGGACGUGGGCUACGGAUGUGACCGGCGUCUCCUCACAGCCCAAGAACGUUGCCGCCCGCUAG
Emiliania huxleyi CCMP1516 is the source of this 684-nucleotide messenger RNA. RefSeq lists its product as hypothetical. NCBI's taxonomy places the organism in Eukaryota, Haptophyta, Isochrysidales, Noelaerhabdaceae. Gene Ontology annotation, biological process: pseudouridine synthesis. Gene Ontology annotation, molecular function: pseudouridine synthase activity; RNA binding. The record is from RefSeq and is a predicted model, not a curated record. The transcript has 4 exons. The coding region runs from base 1 to 684 and encodes 227 amino acids.